AACUUUGUGAUAUGAGUUCCAACAUGGCAGAAAACACUGGAUCUACAAAGAACGAUGAAGUUAGGAGAAACUUAUUCGACUGUGCUAUGCAAGGCAAGUGGGAUGAAGCGAUGAAACUAUACAAGCAACACCUCUGGCUCCGUUCUGAAAAGAUCACCAAAGACGGCGACACAGCACUGCACAUAGCUGUCCGGGAUCGCCAAGAAUGGGUUGUUGGAGAAAUGGUUAAGCUUGUUACUACUCCUGAACAAAAUGAGGGUGUUCUAAAAUCACAAAACGACAAAAAGAACACCCCUCUCCAUUUGGCAGCAUUGAUAGGUAAUGUUUCAAUGUGCGAAUGCUUCACUAAGGAGCACAAUGAUCUGGUAGGUAUUUGUAAUGAAGAUGGGGAAAACCCCCUCUUCUUGGCAGCUCGCUAUGGUAAGAUAAAGGCUUUCAAUUGCCUCCUACCUAAAGCUUUGGAAUUAAGUGUUGCCUCCAAAACCGACCAUAUCCACUGUAGGAACAAAAAAGGUGAAACAAUUCUUCAUUGUGCCAUUCAUGAAGGACACUUCAAAUUGGCAUUUCUGAUAAUUGAAAGAUAUGAAGAUCUCUGUAACAAAUAUGACGAGAAAGGAGUCAGCCCUCUCCAUCUCCUGGCAAAUCAGCCUACUGCAUUCAGAAGUGGAACUUACCUCGGCCUGAUUGACAAAAUCAUUUAUCAUUGUAUAUUUGUCCUUCCACCGGGUUUUGGAGAUGCAGAGAAAUCCAACGAUCCAGCAGAGAGGCAAACACUUGUGAAAUUGUUGCCAGUGCUUUGGAACAACAUCAAAGGACUGCUUUUCCUUAUACUCACAUUUAUCAAAAUAUGCAUUAACCCUUCAGGUGGAGAAAAAGCAGAAAACGCUAGGACGGCCUUGGAUGAGGAGAGGCCUGCACAGGUGAUCCCUCAACAAAGGCCGGCUUCGACCCCUGAUCAAGGUGCUCAUGAGCACAGUAAAGAGGAUGAAAAAAAGGUGGGGUUGAGUCAACGUCCAGAUAAUCUACGUGAUUUUCCAGUGAACUAUGAUACUUGCUUCAACUUCAUCAGGCUUCUAAUCCAAGCAAUUCUCCUAUCCUUGGGAAUAGGGCGAAGUUAUAUAAAAAAGAUACAGAAGAAGAAAGAGAAGAACGUUUUUUCUGCUAAGAUCUUGGAGAAACUACUUGACAAAGGUAAAGGCAAUUGGUAUGAUAGCAAUGGAAAAGAUCCCCUAUACAAGGACAGAACAAUCCUUUACGAGAAGGAAAAAUUGGGGGACACUGGACCGUCGGGUUUGCCACUUAAUAUACCUGAUAUGCACACUGAAAGCCCCAAAGAAGGCACAAGCGAAGAUGGGUUUGGUAAGGCCAUGCCCAAACUACUCGACGAAGCUCAAAGAUUAGGUGACCUCAUAUGCAAGCUAUUUGAGCAAGAAACUCAAACAAAUAGAUCACCUAUAGUAAGCGACAAGAGCCAGAAGAAGGUCAUGCCCAAACUACUCGAAGAAGCUCAAAGAUUAGGUGGCCUCAUAUACAAGCUAUUUGAGCAAGAAGCUCAAACAAAUAGAUCACCUACAGUAAAUGACAAGAGCCAGAAAUGUCUCGAGGAGGAUUCAAAUUGGUCCCCAAUGGAAACGAUGUGUAAAGCCAUCAACCAAGCAGCGAAAAAAUUGGGUGAUGAGCUUCUUUCAGAUAUUGAGAAUAAAAAUGAAGAGAAGGGAGAAUUGUGGACACCCAUAUUAAUUGCAGCAAAGAAUGGUAUCAAGGAAAUGGUGGAGAGCAUCCUUAUCUGUUAUCCCAUGGCCAUCCAUGACGUGAGCCCAGAGAAGAAGAAUGCAGUACUAUUGGCCGUGGAGAACAGGCAUCCCCAUGUGUAUAAGGUUUUACUGAAGAGAGCGAAUAACAUGACCGAUAGUGUAUUUGGUGCAGUGGAUAAUAAUGGGAAUAGUGCGUUGCAUAUCGCUGCAAUGUUUACUGAUCAUAAGCCUUGGCUUACUCCUGGUGCUGCAUUGCAAAUGCAGUGGGAAGUCAAGUGGUUCGAGUAUGUGAAGAAGUCCAUGCGAUCAAAUUUCUUCCCCGUCCUCAACAACGAUAAAGAGUCCUCACAGCAGAUUUUCACAGAUAAGCACAAAGAUCUGGUUAAAAAGGGUGGCAAAUGGCUAAACGAUACAGCCACUGCAUGCUCUGUAGUGUCCACACUCAUUGCGACUGUCGCCUUCGCCACAUCAACGACUUUACCUGGUGGCAACAAGGACACUGGAAUACCCGCUCUAGAGAUGAAGCCUGCAUUUCAUCUCUUUGCAAUUUCAUCGCUCGUUGCUCUUUGCUCUUCAAUCACCUCCACUAUCAUGUUUCUUGCCAUCCUCACAUCCAGGAAUCAAGAAAAAGACUUUGCCAGGUACCUGCCCGGAAAGCUUUUGGUUGGAUUAACAACUCUUUUUGUGUCCAUAUUGGCAGUUUUGGUCUCCUUCUGCUCUGCCCACUUCUUUGUGCUCCAAAAAGAUCUCAGAAUGUAUGCACUUCCAAUAUAUGUAGCAACGUGCUUGCCAGUAACUCUUUUUGCCAUAGCCCAGCUUCCAUUAUACGUUGAUCUCAUAUGGGUUACUUUCAGCAAAGUGCCUCAGCCUCCUUUGGAGGACAAUGCCUAGGGUUGUGGCGUGAUUUUGCCUUUGACUUUUAAGCUUGAUGGCGAUGUUUAUUUAUUUAUAUGUUUGUUUAUUUCACCUAGUUUCUAAUGUUCUUUUUUGGUUUGGUCUCUGGUUUUUCUUUGUUAUCUUUUUAUCUUCUUUUUGUUUUGUAUGUUUUUAUUGUUUGUUUUCUUACUUGUGAAACAUCUGAUGGGAGAUUUAAGAUCCCUAAUGUCUGGCUUUCUGCAUUGAGAUUUUAUAAGUGAAGUUGAUAUUCUUCUCUAUUCCCCUUUA
Vitis vinifera (wine grape) is the source of this 2918-nucleotide messenger RNA. RefSeq lists its product as uncharacterized. Gene Ontology annotation, molecular function: protein binding. The record is from RefSeq and is a predicted model, not a curated record. The coding region runs from base 12 to 2645 and encodes 877 amino acids. NCBI's taxonomy places the organism in Eukaryota, Viridiplantae, Streptophyta, Magnoliopsida, Vitales, Vitaceae. The transcript has 8 exons.